Penicillium cosmopolitanum is the source of this 462-nucleotide messenger RNA. Its product is annotated as transcriptional regulator family: Helix-turn-helix and Homeodomain-like HTH. The record is from RefSeq and is a predicted model, not a curated record. The transcript has a single exon. Lineage: Eukaryota; Fungi; Ascomycota; Eurotiomycetes; Eurotiales; Aspergillaceae. The coding region runs from base 1 to 462 and encodes 153 amino acids.
AUGGAGAGUAUCGCCCAAAAGACUAAAGAUCGCAAAAAAGGGACAGAGCUGUCAUCUGAAGCUCGCUCGGCUAUUAUAGAUGCUUACGAAUCAGGCAUAUCUGCCUCCAAAAUUGCUUCCGAUUUUGGCGUGAGUCGAGCAACGGUUUAUACAACCUUGGAACGAUUUAAACAACACCAAACCACCAAGUCCUUACCUCGAGGGGGUGCCCCCGCCAAGUUUACCCGUGCUGCUGUCCGAUCUAUUUGUCUUUUGGUCCGUCGGAAGCCUGGCUUAGUUAUACUGAGCUUAGCGCCCAGAUACCUGGCAAUCCACGGCGCUCUACAAUUCGCCGAGUUCUACGUCGAUACAACCUCGAACGCUCCCAGCCAGGAUGUUGUAUGCCAACUGCGAAGGCCCUGGCUCGGAAAAGACUCAUAUACAAGGCUCCAAUGGAUUUUAUCGAUUCCAAAAAGGUUGUGA